Messenger RNA from Pseudoliparis swirei, 4617 nucleotides. RefSeq names its product sal-like protein 2. NCBI's taxonomy places the organism in Eukaryota, Metazoa, Chordata, Actinopteri, Perciformes, Liparidae. The record is from RefSeq and is a predicted model, not a curated record. Gene Ontology annotation, biological process: regulation of transcription by RNA polymerase II. Gene Ontology annotation, molecular function: RNA polymerase II cis-regulatory region sequence-specific DNA binding; DNA-binding transcription factor activity, RNA polymerase II-specific. Gene Ontology annotation, cellular component: nucleus. The transcript is spliced from 3 exons. The coding region runs from base 1 to 3687 and encodes 1228 amino acids.
AUGUCACGCCGGAAGCAGAAGCGACCCCAGCAUCUAGUUAACGCGGAUCCGGGGGGCCCGAGGCUGCUAUCUCACGAUGAUCAUCUGGGCAUGAAAUCCCCUUCCACUUCUCUUGGCUCAGAAGUGACCUCGUCAGGUUCCUCCUCCUCAUCCCCCACCUCUCUCCAGGACUGCCAGCCGCCUCUGGCCCCUCGCCCAUCCCCUGGUGGGCUCCACGCGCCCUCCUUGCCCAGCGAGAGCUCGCCUCCUCCCCACUGGCCCAGCCACAUCGCUCCCUUCACCACCUCCCUCCCAAACACCCACUCGUCCCUCUCCCCAGACUUUCCUCACCCCUCACUGUCAUCCCAGACUCACUCGCCUCCUCCCCUGGGUCAAACCUCAGGUUCCCACAGCCUGUCCCACCAAGGCAACUCUCACUCCACCAUGACCUCCCCACCAAUGGGCAGCUCAGCCACCAGAACUACCUCCUCCUCUUCCUCCUCCUCGUCCUCUCAGUGUGUGCAGCUGCACCGCGACAGCAUCAGUCCAUCUCAGCUGCAGCCCUCCGGCUCUCCGGGGCAGCAUGGACAAAUCCAUGUGUCGCCCACCCUGGCGGUGCUCCUCGAGGAGCUGAGGGUUUUACAGCAGAGGCAAAUCCACCAGAUGCAGAUAACAGAGGAGAUCUGUCGGCACGUUCUGAGGCUCGGAGGCGCCGUCUUUGGCCAAGAUAAUAACACGCAGGCGAGUGGCGCAGACUGCAACCGUAAGCCUUCAGGAGCAGCGUCUUCCUCGCCAACACACCCCUCCACUGCCACGCCAGCGACCCCAGCCUCAUUGAUUUCGACUGGCCUUCCAUCUUCUCUCUUCCCCCAGCCCUCUGUCUCCAAAUCAGGUGCUUCACAUGUCAACGGCAGCAGAGCUCAAUCCUCCUCUACCUCUUCCUCAUCCAUUUCAUCCAAUAUGACCUCCUCUGUUGCCUCCCUGCACCCUCUGUCCUUGUCACUGGGCCUGCCGCCUCGCCACCUCCACGAGAAAUCCUCCAACACCUCCUCGUUUGGUCAUAGCAAUGGUCUCAGUUUCUCGACUCCUCCCCUUCCCACCACCAGCCACUCCCAGGAUCUCCAGCCCAGCUCCUCUCUGGGCUCUGCCUCCUCAGCGGGUCGCCCUCAACAUGUGUGCCGUUUUUGUGGGAAGGUGUUGAGCAGCGACUCAUCGCUCCAGAUCCAUCUGAGGUCGCACACAGGGGAGAGGCCCUACCAGUGUCCGGUCUGCCUGAGCCGAUUUACAACCAGGGGGAACCUCAAAGCCCAUUUCUUGCGACACAGAGAGCAGAACCCAGAGCUGUCCCUCUCCCUGCUUCCCCCAGCGCUAUCGGAGCAAACGCAGAUCGUUCCCGUCUCGACCCAGAGAAGAAGAAAGCGGCGAGCUGAUGAUGACGAGUCAUUUAAUGGAGUGAAAGGAAGCGUUCCUGGGAUGCCCGAGAACAUGGCUUUAGGAUUCCUGUCCGGUGCAUCCGCCCGGCCCUCGCCUUCCUCUCUCCCUCUGCCGCCGUCCGUGGACAUGGCGUUGUUAUCCACGGCCCACUCGCUGCUCCAGCUCAACCGAGCCUCGGCUGCAGCCGCCGCCAACGCGUCGAGCACCGGACUGCCUGCUUCCUCUUCGUCUUCCUCCUCCAUGGGCAGCCAGUUCAAAGGAGCGAAGCAGCAGCGGUUUGAUGAAAACACACCUCCUCACUCUGCCCUCCAUACUACCGCUCCGUACUCCCAGCUGGCCCACCUCCCCAAGAUCCUCUUCCCCGACGGCACCUCCCCUCACCACCUUGCACUUCUCCGGCCCCCGGGCCACCCGUCCGCCUCGCACCUCACUUCGGCUCAUCGGCUCCCCUUUCCGUUUCCGCCUUUCCCCAAGCCAUCGACCUCCUCCCCCUCUUCGUCCUCUCCCGCCACCUCUACCCAGACGUCGGAGACCUCCAAGUUGCAGCGCCUGGUGCAGAAGCUCGAGAAGGGGGCGUCGUCUUCCUUCAGCUCCUCGCAAAGCCUUGCUGAUGCACACGGCCAUGACCUGUCCACCACCUCCAGCGCCUACCGCAGGGAAAUGUUGGCCGCUCUCGGCCUGAGCCCGAGCGCCAACGCUGCUGGACUGCUGGCCGGCCAGGGACUCUCGGGUUCUGGCGGCGCCCAGGCGGCUAAUCAGUGCGCCGUGUGUCUGCGCGUCCUCAGCUGCCCCAGAGCGCUGCGAUUGCACCAAGCCACGCACCUGGGCGAGCGCCCGUUCCCCUGUAAGCUAUGUGGCCGUUCCUUCUCCACGAAGGGCAGCCUCAGAGCCCACCUGGCCACUCACCGGGCGAGACCGGCGAACUUGCGCGCACUGAACUCCUGCCCGCUGUGCCCGCGGAAGUUCACCAACGCCUUGGUUCUUCAGCACCAUAUCCGCUUGCACCUGGGAGGGCAGAUACCUCCCGACGAAGAUAUGCCCGCUGAAGACGCGGAGGAAACGGAGAACGCCGUCUUCAACGAGCGUGAGAAUAGCUCUCCGACAAAAGCCCAACAGCUCCUUCCUCUGGCUUUAACGACACGCUCCAAGUCUCCAAUUGAUGCUCUGAACUCAGGGUCUGCUUCUAAGAAAUCCACAGCUGCUGAUGCCACUUCGGUGAAGACGGAGGAAUCCGAGGGUUCAACGCCCAGUGUUAGCCCACCCCUGACCCGUAAUCCCCCCUCAGUAGGAGCCCAGGACCCCCUGCGUCUGAGAAACAACGCCCUAGCUGAUGGUCGCCCCGUGAACAGCGCCGUGUUCUCCGAGGAGGAGACCCACGCUGACCUGGGCAGCACCAGCCCUUCAAAAGCACCCGGAGAUGCUUCUCAUGCAGCUGUAGUGAAUGGAGACGCGGAUGACACCCCUCUAUCCCUCUGCGUUUCCAAGCCCGUGGUAGAAAAUGACACGCCGCAUGCAGAUGUUCAUAAUGAUGACGCCGCCUCUACAGACAAACCUACCGCGAGUCCCGAUUCGAACCCCAAACCCCCGGCUGCAGAUGCUUCGCCUGAACUCGGCCCCGAAGCUAUCCCCGACGCAGAAGAGGCCUGUGGCGGUGCACCACAGGGGGCACGAGAGGGAGAUGCCGCCCAAAGCAGUGGCGAGAGUGAGACCACCACACCCACAGAGCCUUUGCCAGUUUCGGAGCCGGAGAAGGAUGCUCAAGGGAAGGAUGCUCAAGGGAAGGAUGCUCCAGUGAAGGAGGAAUGUAGCGUGCAAGAAGAGCCUUCAGAGGACCCAGAGCCCUCUGUCCCAGCACCGGCCCAGCCUCCUCGCUCUGACAAACCCUACAGCUGCUCGCAGUGUGGGAAGGCAUACGCCAGCCGUAGCGGACUUAAGGGCCACAUGAAAACUCACCCUGCAGCGUUGCCCAAUACCCCCUCCAAGGCUCAAACCAAUGACACAGACAUUGUGGAGGAUCGCAGCAAGAGCACAACUACGAAGAAUCGGGUACAGAAGGAAGAAGAGCAGGGAUUGGCUAAAUCCCCUGAGAAAGGGGAUGCACAGAUCCUCUACCACCAAUCGGUGUGGUAUCUAGCGUGGCGGACAAGCCGAUGGACACUACCGUGUAGAGUUAGUUUCGUUAAGUGGCUGCAGUCAGUCUUUAAAAAAAGGGUCCUGACAAAGGAAUGUAUUUUUUUCUUCUUCUUUUCCAAUAGAAUGAGAAUCGUUUUCUAGAGUUAUUGAUUCGAAUUCAUGUUUACCUUUUUGUAUCGGGGGAGAUAGAUCUAGUUCGUAUCGUAGUCGCAUUGCAAGAGAUUUGUGACCAUAGUAUGUUAGCUAUGUAUUUUUGUAUUUCAAAGACCACAGUGAGGCCUUAUCUUACACACUUCAUAGAAUUGUCACAAUGAGAAUUAAUUGUUUGCGCCUUUUUUGUUUUUCCGUUGCUGAAACCUAUUUCAGCACAUUCUGUUUGAGCUGAUUUGAAUAAGAGGGACGGUCCAGCAUUUUCUUACAAGAUUAAACCCAUACCAAAACGGGCCAUACAUUUGGUAAUGGCCAAUGUUUGUAAAUUUUAGCUUCAGUUACAAUCGAUGCCUUUAUUAUUGUUACUUUCUUUCUUUUUUUUCAAUGCCAUGCUGCUGAAAGCAUGUUUCUGAUGUGCUGAGUUGCACUGUGAGCUGCACUGUGUCCUGUGCUGCCGAAACAUCUCCCUGAACACGUUAGCAAUGAUGAUGAUGAUGAUAAUAAUAAUGAUGGCGAUGAUUGUGUUCCUACUUUUGUGAACAGUCCUUGGAAUUAUAGCUGUAACAUUUGCGAGCAGCAAAUGACCUUAUUCAUACUGAUGAUUGUAAAUGUUCUUUCUUGUUGCUGAUGCUAUCUGGAGUGUCGAACCGACAACAAGGAUGAGCCCUGUCCGUGAAACCCCCCCACCACCACCACCUCUAUUUCCCCACCCCUCUACCUCCAGCUCUCCUCUCUCAAAGCACUUGAGAGUUUUCUGCUGCUGCAGAAAUUGUCUGCCCUCGCUGCAUUCCUGCGUCGCCCAGUUUAGUAUUCGUAUUCUUUGUAACCCCUUUUUCUUUUCUUUUUUGUAGCAAAGACACACUUUGUUCCCAUCCCUCCCAUGUGAUGUAUAAAAGAUAAAUAAAACAAUGGUGAUGAGAA